AAUUAGCUAGCCCAGCAAAAGAAGGAAGAAGGAAGAAAAAAAAAGGGGCAAUUAUGAGAAAGCCUGAUCCUGCAAUGGGGAAAGAGAAAGCGAUCAAUAAUAACAAGAUGAAGCUAAGGAAGGGUUUGUGGUCGCCGGAGGAGGAUGAGAAGCUGAUCAAAUACAUGAUAACCAACGGACAAGGGUGUUGGAAGGAAGACCUCAUCAUUCACUUGCAUUCCAUUCUUGGCAACAGGUGGUCUCAAAUCGCUGCUCGUCUUCCAGGGAGGACAGACAAUGAAAUAAAGAAUUUCUGGAAUUCAGCCUUAAAGAAAAGGUUGAAGCAUAACAAUGCUUCCUCUACAUCCAUAUCUCCAAACAACAGCAAUUCAUCAGAGGCCUACAUAGGUUUAGGAGGGUUGCAGCUGCCCAUGCACGACCAAGAUCAUAAUAUCAUAGCCACAAUGUGCAUGGACUCAUCUAAUUCCUCAUCAUCAUGUGCAUCCACACAACCAAUGACUACUACUACCCAAUUCGUUGAUCCUUUCCCAGAUUUUCUGGACAUGACUACGUGUGGUCCUGGUAAUUACAAUUUCUUCACCAUGCCUUCCUACUGUUUAACACAAGUUGGUAUUUCAUCAGAAGGAUUAAUGUCAACAUUGGGGGAUUACGGGCCAUUGGAGGCAGGGAAAAUGGAGAUAGAAGCAGGGGAGUUUUCAACACUUCCUCCAUUGGAGAUCAGUAGUAUUGAAGAGAAGAAUAUUAAUAAUAUUGGUAUGACUAACAGCAUUGAUAUGAAAAGCAAUAGCACCCACUGUAAUAAUGGUUGCUUCAACAACACUCAAGUGGCGGGGGAUGUGUUUGGGUUAGAAAAUAAUUGGAAUAAUGGAGAAAACUUAAGAAUGGGAGAAUGGGAUUUAGAGGGUUUGAUGGGCAAUAUUAAUAUAUCUUCCUUUCCCUUGGUUGAUUUCCAUGUUGAAUAACAAACAAUAUUCAUAUGGACAUGGACCCCCCCCCCCUCUAGAGCUACCCACAUCCAGCUAUAUAUAGCUAGCUAUAGGAACUUAAUUUUUAGUUAGGCAUUAAUAUUCUUUUCCAAAAAUUACUUUGCUGCAUCUCUCUCUCAAAGACUCAAACGUCAAACCUGGCAUUGAUAUUUUUGGCUUUCCAUUUGGACCUCCUCCUCGGCUGGGUUGAGGUGCUUCAAUAAAUUUGAAGGUCUGCAUGGGUUGGUUGAAUAAAUAUGUGAGUACUCUAUAGCUAGAAGGCAAAGGUGGAGAUUGUUGAGUACUUGAAGGCAAGGCAAUUAUUCAAUAGAUUUGCGGGAAAAUUAAUUAAGGUUUUGUUACAAACUCAGUGUAGCUGGUCAUGGAUACUGAUCAAAUAAAGGAAUUAUAUUUCAUGUCAAGUAAAGUCUCAAAUGUAAU
This is a messenger RNA of Rubroshorea leprosula, 1406 nucleotides long. NCBI's taxonomy places the organism in Eukaryota, Viridiplantae, Streptophyta, Magnoliopsida, Malvales, Dipterocarpaceae. The record is from the annotation of a GenBank genome assembly.